CUUCUAAAAAACAUUUCUUGACGUAACGAUUUUAAUGUUGUAUAAUAAAUUUUCUGAGAAAAAAGAAAUGUUUGUACAUUUUGAAACACUUGUUCACACUUCUUGAUAUCUGUUUAGAAUCCCGAUGAGAGUUUUAUCGUUGUUGUAACACCAAAAAUAACUACUUCUUUAAUCCGAAAAACAUGAAUCAUCAGAAUGGUUUAUGAAAUUCUUAGAAUGAAAAUGAAAUUAGACAAACUAUAAAGUAGUUUCUUUUUAUAUAAAAUCACGGUAGAAGGAUAAGAUAAUAGAGAAUGGUAUUGUUACGUAAAUAUUUAAGCUGAUUCCAUAAUCGUCGUUAUCUUUAUGAUCGUUAUCAAAAUAAUCAUUGGUAUUUCAUCAAGACGUACAUAUAAAUUACGGCGCAAUUAAUUACUUGUCAGUUAGCCGAUUUUUCGUGUGAAUUCGAGCGAUAUCCAGCAAUCAUGAGGAUCACCGUUGCAUUGUCAAUUUUGGCUGCACUUUGUACCAUCGAGGCCAUUCCAAUACGCGAUUUAGAAAUUUUGUGGAUGCAAGUGAGAGAAAAAAAAUGGCAGGUAGAUACAGUUAUACGUCAACUCGAGAUACUCUAUUCCGAGACCGUCGAGGAUACUGUCGAAAAAAUUUCGUCCCAAAUCGAUGAGGAACAAAGCAGUUGCAUAUCAUAUGAAAACUCAUUAAUUACUCGGAUUCGCAAAGAAGUAAACGCAGUAGGCAAUAAUGCGAAGUCAUGCCUUGAUACUGCCCAGCGUCAAAUCAGAACAAGUGCAAAAAACGCGUUCGCAGAAUCUGAAAUUUGCGAGAAGCAGGCUCGCAACUCUAUCGAGAACAAUCUCGGUUUUCUCGACAUUCUCAUCGCGACUGGAAGGGAACUAAUGUCAGAAUUAGACGAUAUUCCCCUGAAUUGUCACGACAGUAACAUUGAUAUGAGGCGGUAUUGCAUCAUUGCCGAAUUGGCGAGAAUAAGCGAUGAAAUAAGGAACUUGGAGAGAGAUAGUAUUUCCGCAGAGAUGACCACCUUGCCCGUGUCCAAAAAUGUCAUUAUGCGAUAUACCCAGUGCGUAAGAGAUGCCUAUUCUUCCGUAUAUACGAUGGGACGUAUGAUUAUAUUAAGAGCCGAGAAAUGUAUCGCAAACGCGAAUACGCCGACAACACCAAGUCCGACAACAACAAGUUCGACAACACCAUGUUCGACAACGGCAAGUUCGACAACGGCAAGUUCGACAACGGCAAGUUCGACAACGGCAAGUUCGACAACGGCAAGUUCGACAAUGGCAAGUUCGACAACAUAAGAAGAGCCUCAUCUCUAAUCCCCGACGCCGUCACCCCUUAAAUCCCAAGACCGUCACAUGUCAAUCAUAACUGUUCAUUAAAAAUAACUCUCAAAAAGAAUCAAGACAUUUCUAAGAUUGUCAUUUUUUUGAAAAAGACAUGGUCGCGAUUACAUAAUAUUCUUAUAUUGACUUUAAAGUUAGUAUAGUUUGUAGUAUGUGUUCCAACACAUUGGAAUUCUAUGAUAUAUUUUUCAAAAGUGUAAUCCUGUAUGUAAUAUGAGAGAAAUAAAAAUAAUUUGCAAAACG
Messenger RNA from Pogonomyrmex barbatus (red harvester ant), 1598 nucleotides. RefSeq lists its product as uncharacterized. The record is from RefSeq and is a predicted model, not a curated record. Lineage: Eukaryota; Metazoa; Arthropoda; Insecta; Hymenoptera; Formicidae.